CGAGCGCCGUCGACCGCCACGACGCGUCCGGCCCCGACACCCAGGCGUCGCUGCUUCUCAGAAGGGGAGAGGCGAGAGACGCCAUGAUCGACCCCAGCUCGUCGGAGGAGGAGAGCGAGGAGGAGCAGCACCGCCACCACCACCACGCGCAGUCGUCGGGCGCCGCCAGCCUCGACGUGCCCGCCGGCGCCGCCAGCCUGCCCAGGUCGCUGUCGCCAGCGAGCGCCGUGUCCGCGGAGACGCUGAGCCUGAGCGCCACCGCCUCCAAGGCCAGCUCCCUGCCGCGACCCACCAGUCCCAGCCCGUCGGUCGUCAGCGAGAAGGCGGAGGCCGACCUGCAGGACAAACAAGAACGCGAAGAAGAAGAGCGGAAACAGAAGAUACAACUUUAUGUGUUCAUAUCCAGAUGCAUAGCCUACCCGUUCAAUGCAAAGCAGCCGACUGACAUGACUCGUCGCCAGACUAAGAUAACGAAACAGCAGUUAGAAACCAUCCAAGGAAGAUUUCAGAGUUUUUUGAAGGGAGACACGCAGAUCAUGGCAGACGAGGCCUUCCAGAACGCUGUUCAGAGUUACUACGAGGUGUUUCUCCGCUCAGAGAGGGUUAUGAAAAUGGUUCAAUCUGGCGCAUGUUCGCAACACGACUUCCGUGAAGUUUUCAGGAACAAUAUCGAAAAAAGAGUCAGAUCGUUACCAGAAAUUGAUGGCCUUAGCAAAGAAACUGUCCUUACAUCAUGGAUGGCCAAAUUCGAUUGUAUAUUUAAAGGUGAUGAAGAUUCAAAGCGACCUUCCAGGAUGCAACAACAGUCGCUGAACAGUGAGCUGAUCCUGUCGAAGGAGCAGCUCUACGACAUGUUCCAGCAGAUCCUGGGUGUAAAGAAGUUUGAACACCAGCUCCUGUUUAAUGCCUUACAGCUUGACUCUGCAGAUGAGCAAGCAGCUGCCAUCCGAAGAGAAUUGGAUGGAAGGAUGCAGAAAGUAGCAGAAAUGGAAAAGAAUAGAAAGUUAAUGCCCAAGUUUGUUUUGAAAGAAAUGGAAUCCCUUUACAUAGAAGAAUUAAAGUCGUCAAUCAAUUUGUUAAUGGCCAACCUAGAAUCCCUACCUGUAUCCAAGGGGUCCAUGGAUUCAAAAUAUGGUCUUCAAAAAUUAAAGAAGUACAACCACAGAUCACAAGGGUCUCUGGCGAAACUGGAGGGCGACUCUGGCGAUUGUGAUACACAGCUUACGAAGCUUGAUGUGGUCCUCACCUUUCAACUAGAGGUGGUGGUCAUGGAGGUGAAAGGUCUGAAAUCAUUAGCACCUAACCGAAUUGUGUAUUGCACAAUGGAAGUUGAAGGAGGAGAGAAACUGCAGACGGAUCAAGCAGAAGCUUCCAAACCCAUGUGGGACACGCAAGGAGAUUUCUCGACCACACAUCCCUUGCCAGCGGUGAAAGUAAAGCUUUACACAGAGAACCCAGGCAUGCUAGCUCUAGAAGACAAGGAACUGGGGAAGGUCAUACUUCACCCAACACCUCUUUCUUUGAAGGUUCCUGAAUGGCACAAGAUGUCUGUGCCAAAGAAUGCACCUGACCAAGAUUUAAGAAUGAAAAUUGCAUGCAGGAUGGACAAACCACUGAAUAUGAAGCACUGUGGGUAUUUAUAUGCAGUUGGGAAAGCUGUAUGGAAAAAAUGGAAGAAGAGAUACUUUGUCUUGGUACAAGUGUCUCAGUACACAUUUGCAAUGUGUAGUUACAAAGAAAAAAAGUCUGAGCCAUCGGAAAUGAUGCAACUGGAUGGCUACACUGUGGACUACAUCGAACCAGCCAGUGCAAAUCUGAUGGUUGGAAUGGACUUGGAUGGUGGGCGUUUCUUUUUCAAUGCUGUCAGAGAAGGUGACAGUAUACUCUAUGCCAGUGACGAUGAGAAUGAGUGUCACUUGUGGGUGAUGGCCAUGUACCGUGCUACAGGCCAAUCCCACAAACCUACGCCUCUCAUCACACCUGCCGGCAAGAAUUCUACCAUAUCGAAAAUCCAGGGAGAUGCCGACCGUGCUAGAAAACACGGCAUGGAAGAAUUUAUAUCGGCGGACCCUUGCAAAUUUGACCAUGCAAUGCUGUUUAAGAUGCUUCAAACACUUACCUUAGACUACAGACUAAGUGAUCCUUAUUGCUCUCUGGGUUGGUUCAGCCCGGGACAAGUGUUUGUUUUGGACGAGUACUGCGCAAGGUAUGGGGUUCGAGGUUGCUACCGACACCUCUGCUACCUCGGGGACCUUCUGGACCGCGCUGAGAAAGGAAUCAUGAUUGAUCCGACGCUCAUCCACUACAGUUUUGCCUUUUGUGCUAGCCAUGUCCACGGGAACAGACCGGAUGGUGUUGGGACUGUUACUCACGAAGAAAAGGAAAAAUUUCAAGAAAUAAAGGAAAGGCUAAGGAUAUUGCUUGAAAACCAAAUUACAAACUUCAGGUAUUGCUUUCCAUUUGGAAGACCAGAAGGUGCUCUGAAAGCGACACUGUCGCUACUGGAAAGGGUUCUGAUGAAGGAUAUUGUUACACCUGUCCCACCAGAAGAGGUGCGAGGGAUGAUUAAAAAGUGCUUAGAAACUGCGGCUUUGGUGAAUUACACCAGAUUAUCUGCUGAAGCUAAAAUAGAAGAUGAUCUGAGCGGCGAGGUGACUGUGGCGCCAAGCAAGAAGCUUGAAGACCUAAUACACUUGGCAGAGCUGUGUGUGGAUCUACUGCAGCAGAACGAAGAGCACUACGCGGAGGCGUUUGCGUGGUUCAGUGAUCUUCUGGUGGAGCAUGCUGAGAUCUUCUGGUCGUUGUUUGCCGUCGACAUGAACCAGGUGUUGGCAGAGCAGCCUCCAGACACGUGGGACUCAUUUCCUCUCUUUCAGAUCCUCAACGACUACCUGCGAACUGACGAUAAUCUGAAAAAUGGGAGAUUUCAUCAACAUCUUCGAGACACAUUUGCACCCUUAGUUGUGAGAUACGUUGAUCUCAUGGAGUCUUCCAUUGGCCAGUCUAUCCACAAAGGAUUCGAAAAGGAGAGAUGGGAAAUAAAAGGAAACGGCUGUGCUACUUCCGAAGAUUUGUUCUGGAAGCUAGAUGCUCUACAGUCUUUUAUCCGUGAUCUGCAUUGGCCAGAUGUGGAAUUCCGGCAGCAUUUAGAACAGCGCUUGAAAUUAAUGGCUUGUGAUAUGAUUGAGUCAUGCAUCGCAAGAACUGAUGCUGCCUUUCAACAGUGGCUGAAAAAAGGUGUCACUUUUAUCUCAACUGACUACAUUAUUCCCUCCGAAAUGUGUGCCAUGGUCAAUGUAAUUCUCGAUGCUAAAAAUCAGUCUUUCAAACUUUGUGCUGUGGAUGGAGUUGAUGUGCAUCAGUAUCACACAAAAAUUGAUGACCUGAUUGAAAAGACGUCUGCCAGUAUGACUCAAGGCAUGAUCAGCAAACUUGUUUCAGUUUUGGAAACCUCCCUGUCAAAACUUUCACGAUACGAUGAAGGAAGUCUGAUUGGAUCCAUCCUUAGCUUUACAAAUGUUUCAGGUUCUGGGAAAGAUAUGGGACAAGCAUACGUCAAUUUCACCCGAAACUGUAUGGAUCAAAUCCGAAGCAAAGUAAAUGAUGAACUGUGGAUCCUGAAUUUUUUUGAGCAAUGGUAUACUGCUCAAAUUCAGAUGCUUUGUAACUGGUUGUCUGAGCGACUGGAUCAUUCUCUCCACCUGUAUCAGUGCACAUGCUUAGCCCAUAUUGUGAAGAAAUUAUAUUCAGACUUCGAGCUACAAGGAGUUAUGGAGGACAAAUUGAACUCUAAAACUUACCAAACUGUUUCACAGCGUAUGCAGACUGAGGAAGCCACAUGUGCACUUACGAUGAGCAGUCGUCGUGAUAAUGAUGACUCUGAGGGCUAUCCAGAGACGGGGAUUGAAGAGGAUGCUGACAGAGGAAAGCCCAAAGUAACCAUCCGUGAAACACUAGGAGAAGAUGGGAACUAUGUGGCCAAAAUCACCAAUGUGACAACCAAUGUUGUUGGACGGGUUGGAAACAUGUUUGGAAAGGGAAUUGGAGGUAUAACUAGUAAAUUUGGAGGUGGCAGUUGGUUUUAGAGUGCCGCUGUUUUACUCUUAGCGGCUGUUACCUUAAGUGACUACUAGUUCAGGUGGUACUGAAAUGUUUUUUUUAGUAUGCUCUGAGUUUGUACGAUUAAAAAACUCUGCCUGUGAUACUACACAGACAACUCUCAAAAUUGUUAUGUUCAUACAGACAUGAGAAUAGAUGUUUGUGGAUAAGUAAACACAAAAUGUAUAUAUUAUAAAUAUAUAAAUAUAGAAUUGAGCCACUAGUAUGAAUAAUGUAGUAUGCAUUCAAAGAUGAUGCAUCAAAUAAUUUUGCUAAUACAUUGUAAAUAUUGCCUCUAAACCUAAGGUACUUAAAUUUUUCCUGGAGAACUCUGUAAAUAAUUUUUCCUUUUUUAACGAAAUGAAAUUCAAGAACUCCACAGUAUUCAAGAGCAUUGUUAUCCAUUAAAAUAAUAUGCGAGAACUAUAUUCAAGAACAUUGUUAUCCGUUUGAAAAUUAUCUUUGUUACAAGUAUAUUUUACAUGUUUGUGCAUGGAUUAAUAUUUAUGUCCAUGUGUUAUGCAUUUAAUACGCAAAUUAUGAUUUCGGCAUACCCAUUACCUGAGUCCAAACAAAUUACUGAUUUUAAUAGAAAAUUGAUGUAGAAUAAGCACAAAUAUUAACUGAAAAUUACUGCAUUAUAUAAUUGGUAUUUAAUAUGCUUCAGGAAACAUUUUAAGCUUCUUUUUAUUAUUAUGUUCAGUAACUGAAUACAUUGUUCAAAAGCAAUACAACAAAUAAACAACUUAAGCAUGUGAACUAUUGCAGCAAUUCUGUGUGAUACAUAUUUUAGUUAGCUGUUGAAGGUUUGAUGUUAACUUGCUCUUGCCAAAAAUCUUACUUUUUCUAGCUUGAAUAUCAAUAAGCAUAUUUCUGAGAGCUCUAAUCAGACAACAAUAUUUAUUUGGCAUUAAGCAUUUAAUAGCAGACUUAAAAUUUAAACAUUCAUUUAUUUUUAAUUUGAUGUGCGAUUAAAAUUUUGUACCUGAAAAAAUUUGUGGUUGUAUUGAUGUUUUAUUAUCUCUUUCAUUAACAUACAGUGUACAACUCAUGUUACAAUCUUACACACGUGUUGUCUCUCUAGUCGCCAUUCUACACACACCGCGUACCAACUUUCCAACAUCUACAUUACCACAUCUCCCUCUUAAUUGCUACGUCGACACACACUAGAUUUAUUAAUGAAAUUAUCUUGAUACAUAUUCAUUAAGGUAGACAGGUUUUUGUGGGAUUCUUUGUGACCUGGACCUUGUGGGCAUGUGUGGAUGAGCUCUGCAGUCCCCUGGUUGAUUAUUCUUAAGAUCUGAGUCUGUGAAACCUUUGAAUCCCCCGUCUAACACUCUUUCAGACUGCGUGGGCUGCUCAGAAGCUAAUUUUACCACUUUGUGUUCACCUGACCAGUACCCUUGUUUGCCGACCUUAAUGUCUUGUCCUGCUACUGCAAAUUCUCUUCUUGCAAAGGAUCGCUUCAAAUGAUUAGUGUUCCUUCUCUUUACCCUACCCUUUUCAUCCUGGAUAAGUACUGAGCGUGGGGCACCUAGGACAUCAAUCACACAAGCAGGCUUCCACACACCCUCAUCUAGAUAAACAACAUUGUCACCCUUUUGGAACUCAACAUGUCGCAGCUUGGCAGUCUUGUCAUAAUGCUGCUUGUUUUGGAAAUUUUUCCGUGCCUGUAACAAAUCAAAGUUUUCAACAAUUUUAGGUUUCAACAAGUGAUUGUGAAUUGGCAGAGUAGUUUUGGUCCUCCUACUGAACAAGAGUUGAGCUGGACUGAAAUGUGAACCUAAAAUGGGAGUAUUGCUAUAUUCAAGUAGCAUUGUAUGAACAUCAAGAUUUUGCUCUGCACACUUUUUUAACAUUUUUUUACAAAUCCCUACUGCCCGCUCUGUCACCCUUUUGGAACUCAACAUGUCGCAACUUGGCAGUCUUAUCAUAAUGCUGCUUGUUUUGGAAAUUUUUCCGUGCCUGUAACAAAUCAAAGUUUUCAACAAUUUUAGGUUUCAACAAGUGAUUGUGAAUUGGCAGAGUAGUUUUGGUCCUCCUACUGAACAAGAGUUGAGCUGAACUGAAAUGUGAACCUAGAAUGGGAGUAUUGCUAUAUUCAAGUAGCAUUGUAUGAACAUCAAGAUUUUGCUCUGCACACUUUUUUAACAUUUUUUUACAAAUCCCUACUGCCCGCUCUGCCAGACCAUUACUUUUGGGAUAAUAUGGGCUUGCAGUUUGAAUGGUGAAGCCAUAACUUCUUCUAAACUCUCGCAUUUCAAAGGAAUUGAAAGGCAUGUUGUCUGCAACCAAGAUAUUGGGUACACCAUGUGUUGAGAAAAUUACUUUUAAGACCCUUACAACAGCAGAUGAACUCUUGGAGGUGAGGGGAACUAAUUCUACCCACUUGGAAUAGUAAUCACAGAGUACUAGAUAGGCACCCGAGCCAAAUUCGAGGAUGUCACAAGCCACUUUCUGAAAUGGUAAAGUUUGUGGUUCUUGUAAUAUUAUGGGCUCUUUCGGGUUUUUGGAGCUAAAUUUCUCACAGAGACCACACUUUGCCACAGUGUUUUCAAUGUCUGUGUCCAUGUUAGCCCAAUAGAACAAAGUUUUAGCUCUGGCUUUGGUUUUUGAGAUGCCAAAAUGUGACCGAUGCAAGUGCUCUAAUACAAAGUCUUUGAGGGAUGCAGGAACCAUGAUUCUAUGUCCCAUGAAUACUAGACCUUCUUAGACUACAACAUCAUUUCUGAAUUUAUAAUAGAAUUUUACAAUGUCUGGUACUUUAGUUUUUGAUGUUGGCCAUCCAUUUGAGUGCAGUUUGUUCAAUUCAGCUAACAGGGCAUCCUUUGCUGUCUCCUGUUGGAAAAUCACUUUGUUGUCAUUGGACAUGUUUACUGUGUGUACCACCUCAGUUAAGGAAACAUCAACAUCAGUGACAUCAGCUUUUGAACACGCCCUGCUUAGCGCAUCAACUACAAACAUUUUUGAACCAGGUACAUAAACAAGAUGCACUUUAUACAAGCUCAGUUUAAGUCUUAUGCUUUGUAGUCUUCUGGAUGAGAUCUUGUGAAUUUCUUUUUUCAUUACGGACAGUAAAGGUUGAUGGUCAGUUUGAAUGGUUACGUCUCUACCAUAAAUGUUCUGGUGGAAACGCUUGCUUGCAAACAAGACUGCCAAAAAUUCUUUGUCUAUCUGACCAUAAUUGAUUUCUGUAGGUGAAAGACACUUGGAUGCAUAGCACACAGGUUUGCCAUGCUGCAACAGAACACAACCUAUACCCUCCUUACUGCUAUCAGUCUGAAUUACAAUGUCUGCUGACUCAUCAAACGUUUGUAGGAAUGGUUCUGAAAUUAGUAUAGCCUUCAGCUUCUGAAGGCUUACUCCAUGAACAUUGGGGUCCCAAACAAAUUCAAAGUCUUUUUUCAGAAGGUUGUGCAAUGGGGUGGUGACUUCAGUGUAGUGAGGAAUGAAGUCUCUUAGAUAGUUAACCAAACCAAGAAAACGCUAGGUCUUGCUUACAUCCAGGUACAUCAUAAUUUACAAUGGCUGAGAUCUUGUCUGCAUCUGGAAGUACACGACCUUCUGUGAAAGUGUGACCAACAUACUUCACCCCUUUCACUUUGUACUGAAAUUUGUGGACAUUAAACUUUACGUUGCACUUUCGUGCCCUAUUGAGCACUUCUCUCAGAAUAUUGUCAUGAGCUUGCUCAUCCUCAGCAUAGAUUAACAAAUCAUCCACAUAUAUUAUGACACCAUCAAUGUCACCAAAUGUUUGAGUGUUGUAUUUUUGAAAUACCUCAGUGGAGAUAUUCAAACCAAAGGGUAGUCGUUUGAACUGAUAGGAGCCAAAUACAGUGGAGAAAGUACAGUAUAAUGAGCUUCGUUCAUCAAGAUUGACAUGCCAAAACGAGUCUUUCAGAUCAAGCACACUGAAGUAUUUUGCUUUGCCAAGCUUUGCAACAACAUCUUUGACUGUGGGUAAUUCUACAUACUCCUUGAUGUGCAUCAUUCCGAUCCUGAGUAUCAAGGCAGAGCCUUAAUGAGCCAUUCGGUUUUUCAACAAUUACUAAUCUGUUUACCCAUUCAGUUGGGUUGUCACAUUUGAUUAUUAUGCCUAACUGACAAAGUCUGUCUAAUUCAAUUUUUAACUGUGUUUUUAUUUGGAUGGGAAGUCUAUGAGUUGGAUUAGAUGAUGGUACACAGUUCUCUUUCAGCUUAAUAGUGUAGUCACCCUCAAACUUACCGAUGCCAGUGAAAACAUCUCUGAAGGCAGUCACUAUGUUUUCUUUGGAUAGCUGACACACUUCAUAGACUAUGUUCUUCUGUAGAAUACAUACCCUCUCACAAGUCGGAAGUCCCAAGAUUGGCACAGAAUCUUCAUUCACUAUCACAAAUGUUUCCAAGGAAUUCAAAUUGUUAAGAGACAAUGUUAAGUCACAAAGGCCCACAACAUCAAUGUGAGUGUUAUUGUAAGCAGCAAGUGACAUGUUUUCUUGUCGCAACUUGAUGCUUGGUUUGACACACUGCAGUUUGGAGAGGAUUGUAAGGGGUAAGAUGUUGACACAAGCACCAGAGUCAAUUUUGAAUUUGACACUCACGAGAUUUUCUACAAGAAAAGUUUCAGUCCAGCUUUUUGACAAUGCAAUGGUGUUCACUUCACAUCUUGUAUUUGCACCGCAGUUAUGAUCUUCACCGGUAGGCCUCGCUGAGAUCUCAUCACAGUAGUAAUCUUCAUACUCAGCAGCAUGUUGUGUAUCGUAUAACUACAUUUUACUUCAGUUACUUGUUGCUUAUCACCAAUUGCAGGUGAGUUGCAUACCUUGGCAAAAUGGUUCAUGCGCCCGCAGUGGGAACACAGUUUUCCACGUGCAGGACAUUUCAAUCGGUCUCUUGCAUGUUGUUAGCCACACCAUUUACAAGCAAUUUCAACAGUUGUUCGUUGUACAUUUGGGGCUUUCGUGGUACGGUAUUGGCUGUUUUUUCUGUACUUCAUUUCAUCCACUGUGAUUGUGCAGUGGCUUUCUUCACCGGAGUUAAUAACCUGACUUGCUUGUGUGCUAGUGAUUUCUGCUGUUCUGAAUCUUCGAAUUGUUUCGUCCAGAGUAACAUCUCCAAUUUUCAGCAUCUUUUCUUGUGUCGCCCGAUCUCGUGUUCCAAAGACAAUUCUAUCACGUAGAAUUUCAUCUGUGUUUUGAAAUUCGCAAUCCCGCAACAGUGUUUUUAGCUCCGUUACAAAAGCAUCAAAUUGUUCACCUUUCUUCUGUUUGCGGUUAUAAAACAAGAAUCUUGCAUGAAGAAUGUUUUUCUUUGGAUUACAGUAGGCCUGAAAUUUGUUCAGAAUUGUGGCAACAGUUUUGUUCUUUUCUUCGUCUGCAGUGAAGGUGAAGGUGUUGUAUACAUCUAACACAUCUUCCCCAAUUACAUUUAGGAGAAUAGCAAUCUUGCGUGAUUCACUCUGCGAUUGUAGAUUCGAAGCCUCAAGAUAGAUCUGAAACGCUUGACAAAAUUUUUUCCAGUUUUCUGCUAAGUUGCCCGUGAGCGAUAAAUUGGCAGGAACAUUAAAAGCAGUAGCCAUGUUGAAUUUACUAAACAUGUACAAGCACUCCCGAAUGCUAGGUGAUCAACAUUACCAUUAACGUCAGGACAUUUGAUGUAAAUCCUAGUUAGUUGGACAUACCGACUGCGCCAUGUAUUGAUGUUUUAUUAUCUCUUUCAUUAACAUACACUGUACAACUCAUGUUACAAUCUUACACACGUGUUGUCUCUCUAGUCGCCAUUCUACACACACCGCGUACCAACUUUCCAACAUCUACAUUACCACAGUGGUAUUGUAAGAUACAGUAGACAAUAAUACCACAAUGUCCCAUUCUUUACCACUUCUAAGAUGGGGUAGAGUUUAAAAGGGGUGUAAAUUUUAAAUUGGCUUUCGUAAAACACUUUGGCUUGAAAAUACUUAUGCUAAACAUGAAGCUUUUAAUCAUAUAGUAAUUAACUUAGUUUUUAAUUGUCUAAUUGGAAUUCUAAUAAACCUUUGUUAAUGUUCAUAGUGUGUUAAAUAAUUGAAGAUAACUUUUAUAUGAAUUACAGUAGUACAUACAAUUUAUAAGAUUGGUAAACUUUCUAAAUGAAAUAAUUCAAAGAUGAUUGUAACUAAAAUAUCUGUAAUGUUAUUAUGUUGUUACUUUAAUUUUUUUAUGAAUUUAAUUACUGUGAUGUUAGCUUUGAGGAAUCGACUAAGCUAUAACUUAAUAUAAAUCAUAACUUCGAGAACCAAAUAUGUAUUUUGAUUUUGGAUCAUUAUGAAAUAAAUGUUAGGUUUUUUUUUUUUUUUCAGGUUUAUAAAUUCACAUAAGUGUGUUUGUUGAACUAUUAGCAUUGGUUCAUCUAUAAAUUUCAGUAGUGCUGCAUUUUAAAUUCAUGCAUGCUAAUUUUUACCAAAAAGAAAUAUCAAAUUUUGCACUUACGGUCUGAUACCAGUUUAAAACACUGUUAACUAAUCAAAUAUAUCAUUGCCAUCACCAUAUGUUAUGUUUCACUAUUACAGGAGUAGACUUUAACACAAACUAAUGACUACAUAUGCUCAGUUGAGACUCCUAUUUUAAUUUUUUUACCUUGGGCAUUAUUGUUAUUAAAUACUUCAAAGUAGGCUGGAGUUUUCUUUAAAUUAGUUUUGAUGAUAAAUAUUUUCUACUGAAAAGCAUACCUACCUUUGUUAUCAAAUAUUGCAAAUCAAGUGUCAGCUUCAAAAAUAGGCGUAUAUUAAUGAUUUAGGGUUUUGUUACUGCAAUUUGUGUGAAUUUUCAAUAAAGUUUUUUUUUUUAGCUAUCAAUUAUUUAAUUUUCAUUUAAUUUAAUAUUUCAGACAUUGAAGUUCUCUCAUCUUAGUAAUUUGUAUUGGACUGUGGAAUAUUCAUAACUAAUUCUAACUUUUAUAGUUAAAUAUGUUUUAACUAAUUAGUACAUAAUUUUUUGCCCUAAUAUGAUUCACCCAAAAAUGAAAGGUUUGUAAAAAUACUCUUACAGAUAAGCUCUAAUAAUAGGUUAGCAGUAGGUGUUGGUUAUUAAUGUUAUUUGUUAUUAAUAUUAUGUUAUUACACAUUUAAAUUGCAGAGUGUAAAGAAAAUAAGGUUUUAGAGUGUAUUUUAAAUACUUUCAUAUUAUUAUUGGUAAAACUACAAUUUUUUUUUUUUAACCUUAUUUUCUUCUCUACCAAAAGGCCUACAGAUUCACUAAAUUCAUAAUAAAAGACAAAGUGAAGUGUGACCAAGCAAUCUAUACAAAUAAUUUAUUUUAUGGAAUGAAACCUUUAAAGUCAUUUAGAAAAUUAUUUAAAGGAUGUCUAAAACAUGUUGAACUCAACCAUUUUUGUUUGAUUUUAGUGUAUGCAGGUAAACAAACAUAGUGCUAUUUUGAAAAUAACAUAUUCCACGAUCAACACUUUGUCUUUUAGCUUCUUUAAUGUUUAAUUCAUUUUUUUGGAAUUUUUACACAACUUUUGCACUCAAAAACACUAAAGAAAUUGGCUUUGAACAGCAUACAUAAAAAGUUAAACCAAAAUUUAAUGAACACUUAGCUGUAAAGAGUGCUGUGUACGGUGUUGCCAUAAAACCGAGUCCCUGUCUGGUAUUAUUCUCUACUGUAUUUGGUAUUAUAACAGUAAGUAUGCAAUAGCCAGAAUAGUUCCUACCAACAAUAACAUUUUGUACUGCAUAUUUCUAAAACAAAAAAUACUCAUCACUGAUGCCUUUAUCUAAGUCACAAUGGUCUACCACGAGACACACAAACACCCAUAAUUUGGGUUUGGUUAAAAGUAUAUUUUCUUUUCACAUUGUUACAUUCUUAAAGCUUACGUACCUUUACUUGUAAAGGAAUGAGCAACUAACCACAGACUACUACUGAAAGUCUAAGCCAACACAGAGACUUUCAAAGUAGGUACAUAUUAAAACAAAUUUCUUAUGGCUGAUAUCCUUUCCUAAUCCACUCAAUAGCUUUCAGACUGAGAAACACACCAAUGUAAAAGGGAAAACCUCACCGUUAUUGAGUUGGCCUUUUAACAACAUAAGCAAACUUAUUUUUCAUGAAGUAGUUUCUAAAAUUUUACAUUUCUAGCAUAUGAAUGCACAAAAAUCUAAAAGAACUAUAAAAUUUAGUCUGUAGAGCACUCAAGCAUUUAAAGUGAAUCUUGUUUUAGUACGAAAACCAAUCAAUUGUUAUAUUUAAAUUUUCAAGCAUAAUAAACUAUUUGAAAUUUCAAGAGUUGCUCCAUCUUAGGUUUCAACUUAUGCUUCCUUAUCACCAGUUGCAUUCAAACAACUGCACAACUAUAAACAUUUAAACCUGCAAAUUUUGUCCUAUAACUAAAUGCAUUUCUCAUGUGUACAGUAAUUGUACAACUAUUGUACACUGUUUCAAGAAUAUGUAAAGAAAAUGACAAAUAUGAAUUAAUUGUUAUUUUAGAAUUCAGCAAUCCUUUCCCAACAACUCCGGCUGUCGCCUGUGAUUGUACAGGAGAAACACAAAUUAUUUUAACUCUUUCAGAAAAUCAUAAAAACAGUACAAUGUAGCUGAUUCACCUCAAACAUUUUCAAUCAAUAGAGGAUCUCUGAAAGGUUUUUUUUGCAGGUUAGAGUGACUCAAUAUGCUCUCCUUAAGUUAUGCUGCAAACAUUAAGGUGGUAUUCAAACUCGUCUCACACUAUGUGAAAUGGGCUACGGUGAUGGAUUCAAGAAUACAGCAGAAUUGCCACAAACACUUGGUCUUCAACAUAACCCCACAUAAAGAAAUCGCAUUGGGUUAAGUCUGGUGAUCGCGGUGGGCAUCUGACCCACACCACAUUGUUGAUACUAGCACGACCAAGACAUCUCACAAGGAGAUGUAUGUUUAGGUGUUCCUGUACAGCCAAGUGUGCACCAGCGUGUUGGAAAAUAAACUCAUUUGAUUCUUCUCCUAAUUGAGGCAGAAGCAACAAUGUAAUCAUUUUGAGGUAGGAAUGACCUGUGACGAUUUUAUGAAAAAGAAAGGCCCUUGAAAUCUUCUAACCCGACGUCGCACAUAACACAUUUCCUUUCUGGGAAUCUCUCUCAUGCUCGAUGGUGACAUGGGAAUUUUCGGUUCCCAAAAAAAGCACAUUGUGCUAUUUAUUUUGCCAUUUGUGUGUAAGGUGGUCUUGUCAAUAAAAAUUAACUGUAUGGGUAGGUUAUUGUCAUCAGUCCUUGUUAGUACAUAGUAGCAGAAUGUGUAGUGCACCAUAAUCAUCCUGUUUGAGUGCAUGAACCAACUGGUUUCAUGCACAAAUUUUUGUGCAAGAUGUUUGAUACCAGUUGAUUUGAGUGGGCUCCCAGAAAAUGAUUCUCGUGCAUGGUCCACAUCUUUCUCAGGGACAGAGGGUCGGCCAUUAGUCUUGUCUUUGCAAAUACACCCUCUCUCUACAAACGUCUUGUACCAAACAUAAAUGGCUGCAUGCGGGUUUUGGUGAGGGGGGGAGGGGUUCAUGUUAAAAUGUGUCCAGGAUUCAUGUUGACAUUGAACAACAGUUACCAACUCCUUUUUUACUAACUGAAUCACUGCUGUGCGGUAGGCACCAUUAUACCCACUAGCUGCUAUACUUUUAAAUCCAUCGCUAGCCUAAAAGUGGCAUGUUUCCCACCAACAGUUUGCACCAUGUGAUGUCGACGCAAAGAUUACUUUAGUUCUAGAGCACCUGAAGUUGAUACACAAGAUUGACAUAGGCUGAGCAUUGAUGGUUGCUUUGUUUAUGGAACUUACUAAUUUGCAAAAAGUAAGUAAUGGAAUCAGCUGAAGUAUGCAGAAGUGAGGUGUGCACUGAUUUUGAAAUGUGCUUUUAAUAUAUUUUUUAAUGCAUUUGUGAUGAUUGCAGGGUUGGCACGUUUAAAACAAAAUGUUUAAAACAAUAUGUUCAAAAUUGUUUUAAACAAUACACUCUGAAUAAAACAAGUUUAAAACACAAUGUUUAAAACAUUCUGUUUUAAACAUGUUUUUUUAUGUGUAUUUUAAAAAAAGUUUUAUUCUUUACGAAAACGAAAACUGCAUAUUGACAUUUUCAUCGCAAGCAUCACUGUCUCAUUGUAAGUCACCAAUUGUGAUAAAUAUCCAGACUAGGAUGAGAAGUUUUGAAGUGAAACACAUUCCUCACGUAAACAUAAAAUACCAGCACUGCUUGGGGUCAAACCAGUCAUACCUUUUAGGGUGCCAGUUCCACAGAAAACAGUUACAAGUUUGGCAGCCUUCUCUGUUCCUAGCCGGUUCCUUACAGAACUAUGCACAAACCCGAAUGUGGAGAAAAGACGUUCAAUACCAGCUGACGAAGCCACUGCACUGUGUAUCUGAUGUGCCAGGUUCAAAGUUGCAUGAUGAGUACUUUUCUCCAAAGCCAUCCACCAUUCUAGAGGUUUAAUCUCUUUUAGUGUUACAGGACUGAAUAAGUACUCCUUGAAAGGUGAACUUUUUGCCUUUUACUUAAUAAUAUCCGGAAUGGCUACAGUCAGGGAAAACCGGGCAAUGUCAGGGAAUUCCAUAUUCAAAAAUGUGUAGCAAUAUACCUUACACCUGAUGGGACUUCUGCUGAAACCAUAUGUGCAAAACAUAUUAUGGUGGUUUUGAUUAAAAUUAAUAUUAAAAACAAAAAAAAGUUAAACUUAAAAAAACUCUUUAAAACAUGACAAACUGUUUAAAACAAAAAAAAACAGUUUAAAACAAUAAAAAACAUGUUUUUUGAUUUUUUUUAAAAAAAAAUGUUUUUUUCCCAACCCUGCAUGAUUGGGAUACUUUAAACGUCACCAAUGUAAAUGUGCAGUUUGAGGUUUGAGCUUUUUUGGUAUUUACGGAGCAAGAAGCUUGGGAGUAUGUAGCACAAUACCAGCACUUGAAUCAGACACGUCAUCACACUUAUGUGCAAGGUACUAAACUGGUUUUCAGUCCUUCCCAUGGCAGUUUAUCUUAAUGGCUCUUACAGCAUUGACCCUAACGUUUAAUGUCUCAGUAACUUAAAAAAAGGUGUAAUGCUUGUUGGUCUGUUGCUUUUAAGAUUAUGUACUAGAAUUAAAACCAUUGUUAAAGCCACCAUUUCAGUCAGUUUCACUCCACAGAAACAAUUUAGAGACACCAUGUAAGGACAGUUCUAGAGUUUCAGCAUCUGUUGUUUAGAAAAUGCUUGUGUUAAACAAACGGCAGUUAGAAAUCCUAAUCAGUUAUUAAAUACCUGCACACUGUUUAGCAGCCGGGACAGCUCAAGUCAGAUGGCAGUCUCAUAAAAUUAACUACUGUUAUGAGAACAAUUACAAAUGGUGGAAUAUUAUACUUAGUAUAAUGCAAUAACAUUAAUUGUUGUGUAAUUACAAAACUUAUACUCAGUGUAAAAAGUAUAAAUAAUUCACGCUCUUUACUGUAGACCUCUUUUUUGGGGAAGCAUUGUAUGUUUCGUAUCAGCCAAAGAACUUCCGAUUAUUACUUAAAUAUCUUAUUAAGCGCCAAAAUUUUCGACACUCGUUCCUAAUGUUGCAGGAAUGUUGUAUAUUUUUGCAAGUCAGUGUUAAGAGUUCUUAAAUGUAUAUCAAACAUUGUGUUCUAUGUGGGAUAGCAUUUUACUCCUUAUAGAUUAUAGCUGUUUGUUAUUAAUGUGGUUUUUGUUUUUGAGAGUUCAAACUAUGAUAGACAUUUUUAUUUGUAACACCCAUAAAAGUUAGGCACUACUCAGACAACAGCCUAAGAGAUGAAACUUAUUUAUUUUUUUUGUUAAAGAAUGCUAAGCAAGCAAAUUUCAUUAAAAAAAAAUAUUUUAGAAGAAAUUCUUAUUUUUGUUGUUUGGAAAACAAAUAUAACGAAUUUAUUAGAAAAUACAUAGAUUUUUAACAUAUAAUAUUACUUCUUGAAAUUUGCCCAUUUCGGAACUAUUGUAACAUUAAACUUCAACAGCACACAAAAUGGUUUCCCAUUUUGGAUUCAUAUUUUUUUUCAUGGUAGUUUUAUAGUUUAGCUUCUGCAGAUAGUUACAGAGUAAAGUUUUCUUUAAUUGCUAUAGGACACUAAGUAUUAAAUUUUGUAUAUUUUUUUCUAUCUAUAUCAUACUCUGAUAUGUAGGUAAUAUUUUCAAGCUAUAGUGCAAUAUUUUGUUAUGGUUCUGGCAAAAACUUCUUUAUUCAGUUUUAUACGGGAAUUCAUUGUAAUUAUAAAUCAUAUAAUUGUAGUAGUUACGCUCCAAUUAAUGCAAAGUUGAACCAAUAAUUUAGUUAUUAAGGAACUGACUAAACAAAAUAUUUAUGAAUAAUUAGAGGUUUUAAGUGUUAAAUUCAGUAUGUAGUGUCAUAAAAUAAUCAGGCAUUUUCUCCAAUCUUCGUCAUUUGAUAUUAUUGGUGUUAUAAAUAAUGAAACACGGGUGGUUUGUGAAUACUUAAAAAAAUCUUUGCCGGUAUAAAUGUAUAUAUAUUUAUAUAUGUAUAUAUUUAUAUAUAUAUGCUUAUGUAAGAGGUGUGGUCAGGGUCCUUGGAUUCUAGCUCUGUAGUUGUGGGUUCAGUCCCCAUUAUGAGAAUGAGUGUGUGUUCACACUUAAGUAUUUGUAAGCCACUACCCAUUUAGCCCCUUGGCAUAUGGCAAUACAUGUUAGUAUGCUCUAAAAUUAAAAUAAAAUUUUGAAACAUAUGGUGAAUUAUCAUUUACCACUGCUGUUUACACCUAAGUUGGCUUUCUUGAUUUUGUGAUUGCCCGAUACCCAUCUAUUUCCUGCAGAGUAAAGCAUGUGACGUAGCAAACACCAGUUCGAAAUUUUUCCUUAACAUGUACAUGUACUGGAAAUAAAACAAUUAAACUCAUUGUUAGUAUGGUUCACAGAAAAAAAAGACAUUGUUCUGAAAAAAAUAUUAAAAAUUUGCACGUAUGUAAAAUAAUUUCAUGUAUCAUCAGUAACUUUUGUAUGUUUUUAAUAAUUUGUUUUUUUCAAUAAAAAUUUUACCUGAAAAAAAACUUUUUUGAUGAAGCUGUAGAAGUUUAACUUGUAAACAGUAGCCUGUAUAUCCUGUAUAGGGUUUAAUUCCUUUUAAGCUUAACCAUUAUGUGAAAUAAAACACUUGCUCAUGAUGGGAAUACUUUAGUAGCAAACUUCUUUCAGACAAAUCAAUUAGGACAGGAGAUGUUUUCAAUUGUAUUAUUACGAACAAAACAAAACUUAUAAGGUUUUUGCCUUAAUUUACACAGAUUUUGAGCUGCAUAGUUCAUAUGUUUUGAAGCAUUUGCAUUUACCUACCAACAUAAUAUAAUCAAGCCUUGCAGAAAUUUGUCAGUUCAUAUUAGUGUAUCCAUUUUUGCGGUCUAUACGGGUUCAGUAAAACUUUGUGUUGUUGUUGUUGUUGUGAUAUAUGUAAAAAUUUGAAAAUGGUGUCCCACAAUGAUCAUGUAAAGAAAAGAAAGUCUCUACAUUAAAAUUUAGUGAUAAUUGUACAUAAGUUUGCAGAUGCAUAGGGAGAUGACACCCCUCACUUAUUUCAGUAGCAAUAAUUUUAUUGUACUUUCACUUUCUGACUGAUCAAAAGAAGGGGAUCAAUCAUUUUUAUAGAAAGCUUACUUGAGAAAUGUGUAAAAUAAAUGUAUAAUUAUAAAAUAAGCCAUGCCUUUACCAUGUAAUAAACAAUAAUUUUUGGAGUAUGAUCCUACUGUUACAAUUUGAGUACAAACAGUGAGUUAACUGAAAAUUGUGCAAGGCAAAAGAAGGUAGUGUGGCAAUGCAUCCUGCCCAAUUUUUGGUAUAGAGGGAGAGUGAAAGGAUAUUGAAAUAUAACUAACUACAACUUAGUAUUGUAAUAAUUGUAAUUUAGUGCCUGCCAUUGCUCUGCACCUAGCAUGUUGGAAGUACUUGCAUUUGCUAACUUAUGAGUUACUUAUUGGAAAUUAAAAAUUAAAAAAUAUAUAUCUCGAACAUGUGACCAAAACAUAAUAACUACAUUUAAAGUUCUAUGACCUGAAAUAUAAUUAUAAUGAAAAUUUGUGAGACCAAAAUAUUAAUACAUGUAAAAAUUUUAAUUUGAUUUUUAGUGCUUUUUAUGGCACUUAAUUUGCUCUUUGUAUUGUGUUCAGCUUAUAAAGUUUUACUUGCUGUUUGUUGUGUAAAAUAUGCACGUGAUGUUAUAAACAAUUUGAGAUUCAUUUAUGUAUGAUGUAACCUUUGUUCGAAGCAGAUUUAGAAGUGUCCUUCUGACAAAAAUGAGUAAAAUGACUUUUAUUGGUAUUUCAACAGCUGAUAGUUGCAUUAAAGUAACACAGCAGUUUGUGCCAUCAUUGUUACAUAAUUAUCAUAGUAAUCUGUUUUAGAAAAAUAUGUAUUUAUUAAUACAAAUUAUCAUCACCAUAUAUGCCAAACAAUGGUGUAAUUAUUUCAGAUAGUGAAGUACAAAACCUGUUAUUAGUCUAUAAGAAUUGCCAAAGUGUGGCUUUUUGUAGGUUAACCAGUGAGAUAUCAGUGACAAAUUUUUAGUGGUUUUGAUGUCUGAAAGUAAGAACUCUUUCACUGUGCAAGGAAACAGCAGUUUUUAUUGGACUUGCAACCACUUCUUUUCCCUAGUCCCGAAAUGGUUUAUACAAUAUAUAUACUGAAAAUUGAUUUCACUUUUAAAUGGCAGUAAGUUUCUGUAUUUAUUACCAUGUUAGCAUGUGUCAGAUAUAAUUUUUUUUAAACAUAUUAAAGAAAUUGAUUUAAUGUGUAAAAUAUUAAUAUUUGCUUUGCCCCAAUGUUAAAAAUUUUUCUUUUCUUUCAGUUUCUUGAGAGCAUAUUCCUCAAUGUAAAAACCAUUUAUUUGCGUGCGGUGUCUUAUUGGAUUGGGAAUGGAAAAAGGGGUGGAUGCCUUCUGACAUGUUUUAUAAAAAUGUUUAGUGUAAACUUAGUUAAAGGGAGGAUAUGAAUUUGCGAUGCAGCCUCAUCUUUUUUAAUAAUAUAAUUCCCUUAUUAAACUUAUUUAAAUUAUAUAAACUGUAAUGAUGUCUGCAGAUAUUAUAUUAUUUAUCUUAUAAGUAAUCUUUACGCACUAUAUACUCAAACGUAAACUAUGCAAUUGUAUUUACUAUAUAAUACAACUCUAGCCACUAUGAAAACACAUUACUCCUAAUGCUUCUUUACUUCAGGGUUAUGUCUUGUCUCAUGCAGUGCGUCAUUGUGCUAAUAUAUAUUUGUGGAAAUGCUAUACUUGUUAUGUGUUGCUUCUUAUAUGGUUUUUUUUAGUAUAACUCAUUAAUGAAAGUUAGGUAUUAAAAUUCUGCUAUGUCAUUCAAGGACAUGUUUAUUUAUUUUUUAUUUGAAAAAUAAAAUGAAUAUUAAACAUUUCUAUAUUUAUAUUAAAUACAAUAAGGUGGAAUAAAUAAAAAAAUAAAAUUUCAGUUGAUUUGUUAAAAAAAAAAAAUUAUAUCAUUUCAAAUGUAACAUUCUUCAAAACUUAUAGUAAUUUGAUUUUUUAAUGAAAUAAUGUGUUUAAUUUAAAACUAUUUUGUAAAAGUUUGGAUUGAAAAUAGUCAGUCACUUUCAUUGCAGUUUAUACUAAUGUUACUGUACAUGAGAACACUACAAAUUUUCCUGAAAUUAAAUUUAAUGUGUAAUCUUAAUAUUAAAAAAUAUAUAUAUUUUGGGAAAUGUUGACCACUACUCUGGUGUAGAGUCGACCUCUGUGGUUUCAUUUGUAUUUGGUCAAAGGUGAGUUCUGUGUAGUGUAUCAGACCUAGAACUGGCUUUUCAACAGCCAGUAGUGUGCCCAUACUUACAUUAACGUAAUUUUGACAACAACGAAAACAUUUACAUAAAUAACUAAAUUAAAUUCAGAUUUAUGGGCUACAUUUUGAAAAGCAUUAAAACUGUUUAAUGUUUAGAAAAUAUCCUCUGAAACGUACAUUUAUACUGGCGUAAUAACACAAUAAUAAGUGUCUAUUAUAAUGAUAAAUAUUUUAGAUUUUACUAUAAAUAAUCAGUUGUGUAAAUGUGUUAGGGAGUCAUUAACUUUUAAACUGAUAAUGAUAAACUAAUACUUAUAUUAAAAAGCUGUAUUUUUUAAAUGGCUGCACCUAAUGUAAAACUUAUCAAAAGAUAAUUUUUUUAAUUUAUUUCAAUACUUUUAAAUGGAAUAGGUAUAUUUAGGUAGUGACAAAUUAAAAUGUAAUUUAUUUAAAUGGGAUUUGAAAUUAGAUUGCAGUAAACAUUUAAUGCUAUGCAUUUACUAAAUCUUG
Bacillus rossius redtenbacheri is the source of this 20291-nucleotide messenger RNA. It is a transcript of the gene Cadps, whose product is annotated as calcium-dependent secretion activator. Bases 84 to 4085 code for a protein of 1333 amino acids. Lineage: Eukaryota; Metazoa; Arthropoda; Insecta; Phasmatodea; Bacillidae. The record is from RefSeq and is a predicted model, not a curated record. Gene Ontology annotation, biological process: dense core granule exocytosis; synaptic vesicle exocytosis. The transcript is spliced from 31 exons.